This is a messenger RNA of Trypanosoma grayi, 2772 nucleotides long. RefSeq names its product putative ATP-dependent DEAD/H DNA helicase recQ family. Bases 1 to 2772 code for a protein of 923 amino acids. Gene Ontology annotation, cellular component: cytoplasm; nucleus; chromosome. Gene Ontology annotation, molecular function: nucleic acid binding; 3'-5' DNA helicase activity; four-way junction helicase activity. The transcript has a single exon. Gene Ontology annotation, biological process: double-strand break repair via homologous recombination. The record is from RefSeq and is a predicted model, not a curated record. Lineage: Eukaryota; Euglenozoa; Kinetoplastea; Trypanosomatida; Trypanosomatidae.
AUGCAGGACGGUGGUGAGGAAUUGUUCUGUGACGAUAUUGCUAGCGACGCAGCCUCCGAUGAUCCCCCCACCGUGAGAAAAGAGGACAAGGAUGAAGAGCCGAAGGCGGUGACAGAUGAUUAUGAUGACGUUGAUGAUAAUGGUGAUGAUGAAGCCACGUGCGUCCCGUACUUGGCACCUCUGCGGCGAUCGACAUUCAUUUCCACGCCUGCCGCAUUGCCCACCGGUGUCAAGGUGGCGUGCGCAGGCAACGACGAUGACGCAACCGCCACGGUGGCGAGCCCACAAGAGCUGCGGUGCGCCACGACGGACGACUCAGACGACGACAAGAGCAUCCUGCAAGUUGGUCUGGAGGCCCUUCUUGGCGAGUGCGCGGCAUCCAAUACCGCCGGGGCGACAUUGCCGAUAUGCAGCGCAUUGCUGAAGAAUCACCUCGGCGUAGCAUCGGGCCAGUUCCGCCCCGGCCAGCAGGAGGUGGUGUCGUCAAUCCUCCGCGGCUGCAACACGCUGGCGUUGUUCCCCACUGGUUGGGGCAAGACGCUCUGCUUCCAGUUUCCCAUGCUUGUCCACCGUAUGCUAUUCGACGCCAAGCUCCAAGCGUGGGAACGGCAGCAGGGCGCGGAGGGAGACGUCGCGAAGACAACAGCGCCAGGGGCCCGCUUCGCCGUUGUUGUGUCGCCGCUACUGUCACUGAUGACUGAUCAAGCCUCGAGGAUAGCGAGUGGUGGGGUUCUGCGUACGGCCAUUCUCUCCUCCGGUACCUCGGCAUCGCGUGAAAAGUCAAUUCUGGAUGAUUUGGCAUCCCCUUUGUGUGCCAUUGACCUGCUCUUUGUGUCGCCGGAGCGCCUUGUUCGCCACGGUCAGCUCCGUAGUGUCCUGGCGAAGCAUGUGGAUCGCAUCGCCUUUAUCUGUGUGGAUGAAGUACAUUGUGUAUCGCAGUGGGCGUAUGACUUUCGCCCCUCCUUCAUGUACCUGCACCGCGUGCUUUCGGACCUCGGAAGCGAGAGUGCUGAUGCUACUGCCACAGCGGAAACAAAAAAGUCGCCACCAUUCCUUUGCCUGACAGCAACGGCGGCGCCCCCUGUCAUUUCUGACCUCCAGAAAACGUUUCGUAUCGAGCGCACCGUCACGGUGCCGUAUCGUCGUGACAAUCUCAAGCUGGAGUCUGUCUGUCUCGUGGACGCCGGCUCCAAGAAGCCUCCCACACACCGCACACUGCAAGAGAAACUCUUGCAAGCGGUGCUGGAGCUGCCAAAGCCAAUGCUGGUGUACGUCCAGACCCGCGUGGACGCGGAAGAGUUCGCCAAGUACCUCACAACAAAGCUGGGUGCCGCACAGAACGAACAGCUGGUAAAUGAUCGGAGCACCACAUCUUCCAACAUCUUUACAAGCGCCACACAUGAGCAAUUGCGUAAGAAUGGUGGCGUUGGAGGAGUUGAGGGAGGUCGUAUUGUUAUUCGGAGUUAUCACGCAGCUCUUGAACGUCAUGUGCGGGCCAGGACACAGCAGCAGUUUAUGCAUAACAGCAUUGAUGUGUUGAUCGCGACAGUGGCAUUUGGAAUGGGUAUUGACAAACCCGAUGUUCGCUCUGUGGUUCACACAUCCGCGCCGAGCUCCCUCGAAAGCUACGUGCAGGAAACCGGUCGUGCGGGUCGUGACGGUGCGAUAUCGACGUGUCGUCUUCUUUACAGUCCAUUCGACUUCUAUACGCUGCGUUCUCGCGCCCUCUCAUCCUUCAUAUCACCGGCGGAGAUGUUGGCUGUCGUGCAACACAUUCUCGGUAGCCCAACGACAAAGGUGGGGGAGAAGUUGACGAUGGUUUCUGUGUCAAAGGCCGCUGAGGAAUUGAUUAUGAGUGAGGAGACGGUCGAGACUAUCCUCUUUUUGAUCCUCACACAGGAGGACGGCGUGCUGCGUGAGUUGCGUGGAACGGCCCAAAUGGGGUACCGCGUGACACACGCCGUUGCCGAAGUUGUUGCUGCUGCUUCUGCCACUGAUGCUUCGGCGAAACGGAAGCGGGGGCGUGAUGCAUCGGCGCCGUCCGGCGUCAGUGGUGUCUUGGCGCAGCUGGAGGUGCUCGACGGGGUCUUCGAGCUGUGCCGGCAGAACAAGCGGAUUGAGAACGUCGUGUCCGCCGCCAACACGCUGAACAUGUCGCUGCAGGAUUUUCAAUUCAGGUUAAACGAUCUUGUUGCAGGUGGGUUCGUAUCGGUGCAGCGGAUUUCUUCCGCGUAUGUCGUUUCGCUGGGUGAGCAAUUCGCAGAGGCCGCUGCGCCGUCCGGGCAGCAGGCGUUGGCGCAGCGGAUGUGGCGCGCGCACCACAUGCGCCUCGAGGCCAUGACGCGUGCGCUUGAGGUGACCUUCGCGGUGCUGCAGAAUCCCACGCAUGACUCCAUACAACAAGGCCUGGAGUGGGACGCGAGGCAAGAGACUGCUACCACCAGCCCUGCAAUGAAAUGGCAGCAUCCGCCACGCGGUCUAACAAAGGUGGAGGCGGUGCAAAUCGCGAACGACUUUGUGGAGAAGAAUCGGCCGCGUAUUCGCGGCGUGUACGAGGCUGCCCGGGCACUCCUUGGUGUUCUACCCAAAAGUUUGACAAGUCGAGGAAAGUACGCGGGUGAGCUGCCACUCAGCACGAGUUGGUACGUUGGCUCGCCGUACUUUGGUCUGCUGAGGGAGUUUGCGCUGGAGUGGCUGUUGAAGGUGCUUGCACCGCACAGACUGGACGAAGAGGUGGGUACGAGGAACAUCAGUCUCUUGCCGACUGCUUAA